Messenger RNA from Dreissena polymorpha, 1912 nucleotides. RefSeq lists its product as uncharacterized. The transcript is spliced from 2 exons. Gene Ontology annotation, molecular function: DNA binding. Bases 19 to 1728 code for a protein of 569 amino acids. Lineage: Eukaryota; Metazoa; Mollusca; Bivalvia; Myida; Dreissenidae. The record is from RefSeq and is a predicted model, not a curated record. Gene Ontology annotation, cellular component: nucleus.
AUCAAUAAAUUUCCAAUUAUGAGUUUUGUAUGUUUUUGUCAUUUACAGUCCACAAUGCCCAAAAGGUAUUCUCAAAAGGAUAUCCUCGAUGCUGUGGGUGCGGUAAGACAAGGGAUGUCGUACCGGAAAGCUUGUAGCAAAUUCGGUGUCCCAGUCAUGACCAUCCAAAACCGAUUCAGCGGCAAGGUCGACGAAUUGGCACACGCUGGGCGACCAACAGUUAUACCAGCCGAAGUUGAGGUGGAGCUAGUUGAAAAAAUUAAACGGGCAGCGAACAUGGGAUUUGGAAUAACCAGACGAAUGUUGCUAGUGAAGAUCGGCAGAAUCGUCCGCAAGCUAGGAAUUAAGUCCCCAUUUAGAAAUGGCGUGCCUGGCAAGGAUUGGAUUGCGGGAUUUUUGAAGAGGCACCCAGACGUAAGCCUAAGGACACCACAGGCUUUAUCAACGUGCAGAGCAAGGAUGUUAAAUGAAACUGUCACAAACAAUUAUUUUAACGAUCUUGCUAGGCUGCUCGAAUCUCUUUGUUUACAGGAAAAGCCUGUUCGCAUCUGGAACAUAGAUGAAACCAGCGUUCCACUGCUGCACAAGCCGGCUAGGGUGCUUGGGCCUUCCGGUGCGAAAAAUAUUCCCGGAAGGGUUGGGAAUAACCGGGAAAAUGUUUCUGUCCUGGCCUGUGUAAACGCUGCUGGUGGCGAAAUCCCCCCUCUGGUUAUUGUUAAGGGCAAAACUUACAAAAGUUUGCUAUCUUACAAUACUGAGGCCGGUGUUCCCGGCAGCGUUUACACAUUCCAGGAACGAGCUUGGAUGGAGGAUACGUUGGGCGAGAUCUGGUUUCGGGGCCAUUUUCUUAAACACUGUGGUCCAGCAAGGCCCCAGCUUAUAAUUCUGGACUCUCACUCAUCCCACGAGACACUUGGUCUCAUAGACGCAGCUAUCGCUAACGAUGUCCAUCUUUUAGCGUUUCCACCACACACAACCCAGUGGUUGUGUCCUUUGGACAAGUCCGUAUUCGGUCCACUUUCUCGAGAGUAUUCAAGAUUCUGUACCGAAUUCAUGGCACUUAGCCCAAACAACAUGGUUAACAAAUGGGAGUGGCCUCGGCUGUUGAGGCAAGCUCAUGACAAAUCUUUUAGCAUCACUAACAUCGUCAGCGGGUUUCGCAAAUGCGGUAUCUACCCUGUGGACCGAAAUGCCAUUCCAAAGACAGCACUUGCGCCCUCGGUCCCCUUCGAUGUACAACUAACCACGACUAACAUCACAACACCAUCCGGUGUCGAUAAUGUUGUUGCACAGCAGCCAGAUCCACGGGACCAUCACACGGAAGUGUUGGAAACUGCCCACGACGGAAUUGUCCUAAAUGAAACAGAACUGAUUGGACUCGUAACAUCAGGACAGUAUCCCUGUACUGUUGAUCCCGUAUCAGGGAAUCUGGAAAUAAGUCUCGAGUUGUUUAAUGGUCAGCCCAUGCAGCAAAGUGUGGAGCGAAGACCCUUCGUGCAUGAUUGGUCAGUUGUGGUUGACCAAGAAUUCGCGCUGCCGACAUCUGAAAGAACUACCGGUAUGGAGAAACCCAGUUCCAGGAAGUUGACAAGCCAUAGAAUUUUAACUUCCGAGGAAAUAGUUAAAAAGAAACGAGAAGACAAGGAAAAAAAAGAAAGGAUCGAGCAAGAAAAAGAAAAUCGCAAAUUGGCUAGGUCGUCUAAAAAAGCGAACAUCAAAACAAAAUAAAAUAAAUUGUGUAAAAAAACACAACAAUUGUAUGACAUUGGAAACAAGUUUAAUAGAUCUAUGUAUAUUUCCAAUAAUUGUUGACAUAACGGUUAGUUCAAUACAAUGUUUGUGUCAAACAGUACAGACUGUACCAUAUUUGUACCAUAUUUAACUAAUGGUAAUACAAGGUGUCUUAAAUUUA